GCUGGAGACAGCUGGACGGAAAGGCGGUGCAUCAUAACUUUUUCGUGAAGGAAGGAGUAAAAGGACAGGGAGCCGCGGGUUCAUGUUUGCUACAUCCGCCUUGGAGAAGUAGCAUUCGUGCUGCGCUUGCGCGAAAGAAAGACUAGGAUUUGUUCAUAACACAGCCACAACAUCUCGUUCCAGCCAAUCUCGAUGUGCUGGGGGUGGGGCCUGGCUCUCACAGGCCUGCGCGGAGCUUGCGCGCGGUAUUCGUGUAGCCGCGGCUGUUCGCUGGAGUUCCUCAAUUCCGAGCUAUGGGGUCCGAGCUGAUCCGGCGCCUGGCCCCGCGCCUAGGCCUCUCCGAGCCCGAAGUGCUGAGGAAAGCCGAGGAGUACUUGCGACUGUCGCAGGUGAAGUGUGCUGGCCUGUCUGUGCUCACCACGGAGACCAGCAGUGCGGUCAUGUGCCUGGACCUUGCAGCUUCCUGCAUGAAGUGCCCCUUGGACAGGGCUUAUUUAAUUAAACUUUCUGGUUUGAACAAGAAGAUUUAUCAGAGCUGUCUUAAAUCUUUUGAGUGUUUACUGGGCCUGGAUUCAAAUAUUGGAAUAAGAGACCUAGCUGUACAGUUUAGCUGUACAGAAGCAGUGAACAUCGCUUCAAAGUUACUACAAAGCUAUGAAUCCAGUCUUCCCAAGACACAGCAAGUAGAUCUUGACUUAUCCAGGCCACUUUUCACCAGUGCUGCACUACUUUCAGCAUGCAAGAUUCUAAAGCUGAAAGUGGAUAAAAACAAAAUGGUAGCCACAGCUGGUGUAAAAAAGGCCAUAUUUGAUCGACUGUGCAAACAGUUAGAGAAGAUUGGGCAGCAGACUGACAGAGAACCUGGACAUUUGGCUACUCCACCACAGAAGAAAACGAAAACAGUGGUUGAACCCCCAGCAAAGGAAAUAGAGAAAAAAGUAGAGCUCCCACAUAAACCACAGAAAGAUGAAGAUCUGACACAGGAUUAUGAAGAAUGGAAAAGAAAAAUUUUGGAAAAUGCUGCUAAUGUUCAAAAGGCUACAACAGAGUGAUUUCAUCCUUCAGCAAGGGAUACAUACAGAUUUCGGGAAGAUUUGAGGCCUCUGGAAUUUUGUUUGAACUCCUAUAACAAGGAUCCUAAGACUAUUGUAUUAAUAGCAAAGAAGCCAGAACUGGGGUAGAGUUCUGUGCAGUGGCCUGGCUCCUGAUGUGAGCAACCUUGGAUCAGUUGCAGUGCCUGACUGGCAUAGCCUCUUGUGUUCCUAGAAAAUAGAAUUGGAGCCAUUUUGCUUUGUUUUGUUUCAAAUGAAUAGCAGCCUCCUGUCAUAUCCAGAAUGUAAAAUUCAAGCUUGAUAUGGAACCUUACAGAUUUAAGUUUUGUGUAAGUUUUUUGGUUUGACUAAAUCAAUGUAUUGUACAGCCUAAGUUAAUAAAUGUUAUUUUUAUAUGCAUUUAUGCUAUACUUGUUAUCAGUUUGAGGGAGUCUUUGUUAUGCUAAAAGUUAUAUCUAUCAGGAAA
Nycticebus coucang (slow loris) is the source of this 1518-nucleotide messenger RNA. It is a transcript of the gene ORC6, whose product is annotated as origin recognition complex subunit 6. Gene Ontology annotation, molecular function: DNA binding. Gene Ontology annotation, cellular component: nuclear origin of replication recognition complex. The coding region runs from base 294 to 1052 and encodes 252 amino acids. Gene Ontology annotation, biological process: DNA replication initiation; DNA replication. The record is from RefSeq and is a predicted model, not a curated record. The transcript has 7 exons. Lineage: Eukaryota; Metazoa; Chordata; Mammalia; Primates; Lorisidae.